This is a messenger RNA of Morchella importuna, 1623 nucleotides long. RefSeq lists its product as uncharacterized. Gene Ontology annotation, biological process: protein folding. The coding region runs from base 1 to 1623 and encodes 540 amino acids. The record is from RefSeq and is a predicted model, not a curated record. Gene Ontology annotation, cellular component: chaperonin-containing T-complex. NCBI's taxonomy places the organism in Eukaryota, Fungi, Ascomycota, Pezizomycetes, Pezizales, Morchellaceae. Gene Ontology annotation, molecular function: ATP-dependent protein folding chaperone; ATP binding; ATP hydrolysis activity. The transcript has 8 exons.
AUGUCUGCAACUAGUCUCUUAAACCCUAAAGCGGAAUCAGUUCGUAGAGGGGAGGCUCUUCGUGUUAAUAUUGCUGCUGGUGAAGGAUUACAGGAUGUCUUAAAAUCAAACUUGGGUCCUUCGGGAACUCUGAAAAUGUUGGUAGAUGGAUCCGGUCAGAUUACAUUGACAAAGGAUGGCCAGAAGCUUCUCCGUGAAAUGACAAUUCAGAACCCUACAGCUGUUAUGAUUGCUAGAGCAGCAACUGCGUUGGAUGAUAUUGCAGGUGAUGGGACUACAAGUGUAGUACUGUUGGUUGGCGAACUGUUGAAACAAGCAAGAAGAUAUAUUGAAGAAGGACUACACCCUCGAAUCAUCACUGAAGGGUUUGAAAUCGCUAAAGUUGAGGCUCUCAAGUUUCUUGAUGACUUUAAAAUUCUUCGUGAACCUGAUCGGGAGCUUCUUCUUUCUGUUGCACGAACUUCUCUUUCAACAAAGUUGAACAAGACUCUUGCGGAAUCUCUGACCCCCAGCAUAGUUGAUGCUGUCUUAGCUAUCUACAAUCCGCCCGCCAAGCCCGAUCUUCACAUGAUAGAGAUAAUGAAGAUGCAACACCGUACUGCCUCCGAGACCCAGCUUAUUCGAGGCCUUGCCUUAGAUCACGGUGCUCGUCACCCAGAUAUGCCAAAGCGCGUUGAAAAUGCAUUCAUCCUCACCCUCAAUGUUUCUCUAGAAUACGAGAAAAGUGAAGUCAACUCUAGUUUCUUUUAUUCCUCCGCCGCUCAAAGAGAGAAGCUUGUGGAAAGCGAGAGAAGGUUUGUGGACGAGAAGUUGAGGAAAAUCGUCGAACUGAAGAAAGAAGUUUGUGGGGAUGACCCUAAGAAGGGCUUUGUAAUCAUCAAUCAGAAGGGUAUUGAUCCUUUGAGCUUGGACGUUCUUGUUAAGAACGGAAUCUUCGCUUUGAGGAGAGCAAAGAGAAGGAACAUGGAACGUCUACAGUUGGUUUGCGGUGGUGUUUGUCAGAAUAGCGUGGAUGACUUGUCCCCUGAGGUCCUUGGUUGGGCAGGUUUGGUUUAUGAGCAUACUCUUGGGGAAGAAAAGUACACUUUCGUGGAGGAAGUCAAGAACCCGAAAUCAGUUACGUUGUUGAUUAAGGGUCCCAACAACCACACAAUCACACAAAUUCAAGAUGCUGUUCGUGAUGGACUAAGAAGUGUUUACAAUAUGAUUGUUGACGGAUCUGUUGUUCCUGGAGCUGGCGCCUUCCAGGUCGCUUGCGCUGCUCACCUCACUGGAGAAGCUAUGCGCAAGCAAGUUAAAGGUAAAGCAAGGACAGGUGUCCAAGCCUUUGCUGAUGCAUUAUUGAUCAUCCCGAAAACUCUUGCCGCGAAUGGUGGUUACGAUAUUCAAGAUUCUUUGGCAGCACUUCAGGAUGAACAGGUAGAAGGAAAUAUUGUGGGGAUCAAUCUCGACACCGGCGAGCCGAUGGAUCCAGUCGCGCAGGGAGUAUUUGAUUCUUUCAGAGUUUUGAGAAACUCAAUCGCUAGCGCCUCUAGCAUCGCUAGCAACCUUUUGCUCUGCGACGAGCUGCUCAAGGCUAGGCAGAUGGGCGCAAAGACUGGGCCUGGGGCUCCUGAAGAGUAG